Messenger RNA from Lolium perenne, 2122 nucleotides. RefSeq lists its product as uncharacterized. Gene Ontology annotation, molecular function: protein binding. The record is from RefSeq and is a predicted model, not a curated record. Lineage: Eukaryota; Viridiplantae; Streptophyta; Magnoliopsida; Poales; Poaceae.
AUGGCCCGUUGAUUGAUGAUUGGCAUACCAAUCGCAGCAGUAGCGGCGGCGGCGGUGCUAGUUCUGGUCUGUCUCUUCGCGCGGGCGGCCGGCAGCGGGAGGAGGGCGGCGGGUGCAGGGGUCAGCGGCGAGGCGUUAGGUGGAGGCGAGCGGAUCGGAGGGGCAGAUCACGACGCGGGGUGCUGUAGCCGCUGCCGCGACAGGGAAAUGAGCCUGCGGAGCUGCCCGGCCGGGGACGCUGCGCCGGACGGGACGGCGGAGGAGUUGCUGGAGCGGGCGCGCGGGCUCGUGCCGGCCGCGCUGGAGGCGGCGCGCGCGGCGACGGGGUUCGGCGGGAGGUGGAAGGCCAUCGCGGCCAGGCUGGAGAGGGUGCCGCCGUGCCUCUCGGACCUGUCCAGCCACCCCUGCUUCUCCAAGAACGCGCUCUGCCGGGAGCUGCUGCAGUCCGUGGCCGCCACCCUCGCCGAGGCGGCCGAGCUGGGCGCGCUCUGUCGUGAGCCGCCCAAGGCUGGGAAGCUGCAGAUGCAGAGCAACCUCGACGCGCUCGCCGGGAAGCUGGACCUUAACCUCCGGGACUGCGGGCUGCUCGUCAAGACUGGCGUGCUGUCCGACGCAACGGUUCCGGCCCCUUCUGCCGAGGCGGUGUCGACGGCAGCGGCCUCGCAGACGGACGUGCGGGAGCUGCUUGCUCGGCUGCAGAUUGGGCACGCCGAGGCGAAGAACCGGGCUGUGGACGGCCUCCUGGAUGCCCUGCGCGAGGACGAGAAGAGCGUGCUGUCGGCGCUGGGCCGCGGCAACGUGUCCGCGCUGGUGCAGCUGCUCACCGCGACGGCGCCCAAGGUCAGGGAGAAGGCCGCAACCGUCCUCUGCCUGCUCGCCGAGUCCGGCAGCUGCGAGGGCUUGCUCGUGUCUGAGGGCGCGCUGCCGCCCCUCAUCCGGCUGGCGGAGUCGGGGAGCCUAGUGGGCAGGGAGAAGGCAGUCAUCACUCUACAGCGGCUGUCCAUGUCGCCCGAGAUCGCCCGCGCGAUCGUCGGCCACAGCGGCGUGCGUCCGCUCAUCGAAAUCUGCCAGACCGGGGACUCCAUCUCCCAGUCCGCGGCGGCCGGCGCGCUCAAGAACCUCUCCGCGGUGCCGGAGACGCGGCAGGCGCUGGCCGAGGAGGGCAUCGUGCGCGUCAUGAUCGGCCUGCUCGACCGCGGCGUCGUGCUGGGGUCCAAGGAGUACGCCGCGGAGUGCCUGCAGAACUUCACGUCCAGCAACGACGGGCUGCGGCGCGCCGUGGUCGCCGAGGGCGCGCUGCCCAGCCUGCUGGCCUACCUCGACGGACCGCUGCCGCAGGAGCCCGCCGUGGGCGCGCUCCGCAACCUCGUGUCCGCAGUCUCGCAGGACAACCUCGUGACGCUCGGUGUGCUCCCGCGGCUCGCGCACGUGCUCCGGGACGGCUCUGUCGGCGCGCAGCAGGCGGCCGCCGCGGCCAUCUGCAGGAUCUCCAGCUCCCCCGAGAUGAAGCGCCUGGUGGGCGACCAUGGCUCCAUGCCGCUGCUGGUCCGGCUGCUGGAGGCCAAGUCGAACGGCGCGCGCGAGGUGGCCGCGCAGGCGACGGCGACCCUGAUGAGCUGCCCGGCGAACGCGAGGGACGUGAAGAAGGACGAGAAGAGCGUGCCGAACCUGGUGCAGCUGCUCGAUCCGAGCCCCGGGAACACGGCCAAGAAGUACGCCAUCUCCUGCCUCCUGUCGCUGUCGGCGAGCAAGAGGUGCAAGAAACUCAUGAUCGCGCACGGCGCCAUUGGGUACCUGAAGAAGCUCUCCGAGAUGGACGUCGCCGGCGCCAAGAAGCUGCUCGAGAAGCUGGAGCGCGGCAAGUUGCGCAACCUCUUCACUAGGAAGUAAAAAAGCUGGAGCCUUCUGUUUUGCCGUAACCUGUAAAGAAAAUUCGCCGUCCUGUGUUCAUAGUCUCUAUGAAGGCAGUGCUGAGAGUACUGUUGCCAUCAUCUGAAACUAAACAUACCGCGCUGUAGUAUCGCUGGUUAAUGUGUAUGUCGCUAUGUUAAGCAGUUCAUGCAUUAGACCUUAACUUAGGCUGAAGUGAACUCCUGAUGCCAAUAAAGUAAUAUUCAGUCAA